This is a messenger RNA of Pieris brassicae (large cabbage white), 1146 nucleotides long. Its product is annotated as pickpocket protein 11-like. NCBI's taxonomy places the organism in Eukaryota, Metazoa, Arthropoda, Insecta, Lepidoptera, Pieridae. Gene Ontology annotation, cellular component: membrane. Gene Ontology annotation, molecular function: ligand-gated sodium channel activity. The transcript is spliced from 10 exons. The record is from RefSeq and is a predicted model, not a curated record. Bases 1 to 1146 code for a protein of 381 amino acids. Gene Ontology annotation, biological process: sodium ion transmembrane transport.
AUGCUGAGAAAACGUAACAGAAGGAAGGUGUUUAAUUACGUCAAGGAUGGAUUAAGAAAUGCCACUACUCACGGCCUAUCUUACAUUGUUAAUGAUCGCAUUCAUCCAUUUGAAAGAAUAUUUUGGAUGAUCGGCUUUUUAAUAGCGCUUCUGCUCAUCGUGAUUCUUCUUACAAUUCAGUUUUCCAGGUAUAUCGAAGCCCCAACAGUCAUAAGUGUGGACAUGGACUACUUUGAUUGGAACAUUUCAUUUCCGGCUGUCACGCUUUGUCCAUUUUAUAAAGUUAUUAUUCCUAAACUAAAGGCUUUAUCCAGACGAAAAUUCAAUGAAACAGGCACAUUGGAGCCCAGAGAUUAUGCGAAAAUCGCGAUGUCGAUGUUUCCGAAUUUUAAUGCCACAGUGGAUACAAAAACGAAUCAAAACAUUUCAAUAGUUACAGCGAUGACCGAAAUGGGAUUGUGUUAUGUUCUUAAUUCAAAUGUUGCUAUUUUCGACGAUCCCAACCCCGAUGAAAUAAUCACCAGUACCACACCAUCCUACAAUAUCGAUAUAGAAGCUGCCGUGUCUUUUGGUUUGUCUGUUUGGACAACGAGAAUUUCAGACGAGUUGCGAGUGACAUCACUACGUAUUAGAAAAUGCAGGUUUAUCAACGAAGCUACCAACGACAGAUAUCCAAUUUACUCCUACAGCCAUUGUCUUUUGGAAUGCAGAAUAAAUGUUAUAAAAACAUUAUGCGGUUGUAUACCACAUUUUUAUAAGCCUUUAGCUCAUGAGACGAUAUGUCAUAUCAGACAAUUGAAAUGCCUGAAUCGUUAUAAAAGAGAAAUUUUAACUCUAUCAACGGAAUCAAUAAAUUUAAAUGGUUUGCCGUCCAGUUCUCGAGACUGUGGCUGCCUAAACACUUGUGAAUUAGAUCAGUACCUUAAAGAUAGAGAAGACUUCACAACCGAAACAUCUGUUACGACAUUGGACAUUGGUAUAACAUCGUUUCCUAAAGUGCGCGUUGUCAGAGACAUCAUCAUUCAUUUUUAUGACAUUCUGUUGCGCAGUGGAGGCGUUAUUAACUUAUGUAUCGGCAGCUCUAUAAUAUCUCUAAUGGAAAUACUUGUAACGUUUAUUAAAACGUGUAAUUACCUUUUAUUUUAA